AUGCCAUUCAGGUUCUCGGAACUCUCCAAGAGAGGUAAGUCCAGAGGAACCACCUCUUUUGAAGCAGAUGCGAUCGCCGCCCCUCCUUCAUGGCCAGUGACUGCCGGUGGAUAUAGCAGUCACUACGACUUCCAUCCCAGUGGACCUCUUCCACCACCACCACCACCUCCUCCUCCUCCUCCACCGCCGCCGCGGCCGAUGGUGCCGGAUCGAGGAGACGCCUCCACGCCAGCCAGCAUCUGCUACGACAACGGCACGGGCAGGCUGCACGCCAGCUUCGUGCAGGAGCAGGGCCUGCCGGCGCACGUGCGCACGACCGAGCAGCUGGCCGCGUUCAUCCGGAGCCAGCGGCACAAUGGCGACAACAACAACGACAACAGGGACGGACACUGGGCUCCCUCGCCCGUCCGGUCCUCCUCCUCCUCGUCGUCGCAUUACUCCACGGACCACCGCUCGUCCGCCACGGCAUUCUAUCAUCACGUCCCAGGCUCGUACGAGCGCCUCCGCCCGGCGGCGGCGGCCUACGGCGCCAGAACAGCUGCAGACCCCGUCGUGGUGGCGGGCAUCCGGCACCGCUAUGGCGCGCGGCUGGUCGUGCGCCUCCUGCCCGGCGCGACGCGCGCACACGAGUACCAGGGCUUCUGGCUGGCACGCGGGACGAUGCGCAAGACAGGGUCCGAGACCAAGGGCUCCAAGAAGUCGUCGGCCCGAAAGAGUGGCCGGAGGGACAAUCAGGUAGAGUCUAGCGGUUGGUAUGAUGACUGA
Molecule: messenger RNA, 765 nt
Organism: Cladophialophora immunda
Lineage: Eukaryota; Fungi; Ascomycota; Eurotiomycetes; Chaetothyriales; Herpotrichiellaceae
Exons: 1
Coding region: 1-765 (254 amino acids)
Source: RefSeq, a predicted model, not a curated record